Molecule: messenger RNA, 930 nt
Organism: Acanthamoeba castellanii str. Neff
Lineage: Eukaryota; Discosea; Longamoebia; Acanthamoebidae
Product: UBX domain containing protein
Exons: 1
Coding region: 1-930 (309 amino acids)
Cellular component (GO): endoplasmic reticulum
Molecular function (GO): ubiquitin binding
Source: RefSeq, a predicted model, not a curated record
AUGGCCGACACAGCACGGAGGACCACUGCGGCCCCUGGCGGGAGGGGAAGCUUCAUGCUGGGCCAGAAGCUGCGACAAGCCGCGACGCGGGUCUAUCAGGUGCUGUCACAGGAGAAGCACGCGAUGAGUGACUCAGACGACGACUACGACUACGGCGCCCACGACCACGGCCUUGAUUUUGACAGCCUCCGCCUGGCGCUCGAGCUGAGCGUCGAGCAGCAGCUGCGCAACGGCUACGUGCUCGACCACCCCGCCGACACGUACGUCAACCCCACCACCACCCUCGACGGCGAUGACGUCAGCUGCUUCAUCGACGCCGAAGAGGCCGAAGCCGUGGCGGCGGCGCUGCGGGACGAGGCGCGGCUCCUGCGCGAGGCCCAGGACACCGAGUAUGCGCGGGCACUCGCCCAGGACCAGAUGCGCGAGCGGAGCCAUCAGCAACGCGAGGCCUGGCGCAAGCUUCAUCGGCGCGUGCAGAAGCAGCGGCUCCGCGCCCUGCAGGCGCGGGUUGUGCCCGAGCCCGUCGACCACGACUCGCGGGCCGGGGAGCAGACCACCUCUUCGCUGGUCCUGCGCUUCCCCGACGGCCGACGCGCCGAGCGCCGCUUCCGCGCGGCCGACCGCCUGGCCGACGUGCGCACCUACGUCGAAGCGCUGGCGCUCGAAGAGGAGCUGCGGCGGGCCAAGACAAGCGAAGGUGGAGGCGGCGAGAGCGGAGCCGAGACACAGCAGCGCGAGCUAAGCGCCGAUGAUGAGGUGGAGGCGAUCAUGGAUGAAGAUGACGACGAAGACACGCAGCAGCAGCACAGCCGCUUCCACCUGGUGUCGUCCUACCCGCGGCGACGACUGGCUGACCUGGGCCUCACCCUUCACGAGGCCGGGCUGUGCCCCAGCGGCGUCCUCUUUGUCCAGCCUGACGCCGAACUCUAG